GUUUAUUUUCAUAAAACCCUUAUCUCCAAAGUAAUGACCUAGUGGGAAAGUGACAAAUAGAAGAGAUAACUUCAUACAUGUAUAUCAAUAUGGCUAACGUUCAUGACAUAUUGCAGAUUGUGAUAGUAUGUUAUGUGAGUUACGUGGUGAGCGGAGCACAUACUACACAUGGGGAACAUACAGAAACAGACAGCAUGCGGUUCGGCUAUGAUCCGGUUUUGCACCAUCUUGUUGCUAUAACUACCGGAACGUGUUUUAUUGUACCACUUACUCACGAUGAACGAGAUCACAUCAAAAGCACAUCAGGGCUCGAAGAAAUGGAGGUGAAAAUGAUGCGAGAAUGGAUUGGACAGCUCCCGGAAGUCAGAGUUUAUCACGACGAUACCCACUUGCCAGCGGAUACCAAGAGGUGGUGCGCAACACGAGAUAUAUUUCUUCUGGAGAGAGAUGUUAAAGCAAUGACGUCACCAAAGUCCCCAUUGGUAUCCGUUUCUCCAUGAUUUUCGACGAAUUUUUGUUAACUGAUUAAAAGAGAAAUAAAGUUAUCAAAGAG
Messenger RNA from Mercenaria mercenaria, 553 nucleotides. RefSeq lists its product as uncharacterized. NCBI's taxonomy places the organism in Eukaryota, Metazoa, Mollusca, Bivalvia, Venerida, Veneridae. Bases 78 to 500 code for a protein of 140 amino acids. The record is from RefSeq and is a predicted model, not a curated record. The transcript has 4 exons.